Purpureocillium takamizusanense is the source of this 1208-nucleotide messenger RNA. RefSeq lists its product as uncharacterized. Lineage: Eukaryota; Fungi; Ascomycota; Sordariomycetes; Hypocreales; Ophiocordycipitaceae. The coding region runs from base 45 to 1208 and encodes 387 amino acids. The record is from RefSeq and is a predicted model, not a curated record. The transcript has a single exon.
GCUCAACAUCACCAACUGCAUCACUACAGAUACACGUAGCAACCAUGGCUGGCCACACCUCUCAUGACCUGCCUCCCACGUUCAAGGCCCUACAGGUCACCUCCGCCGACGCGCCGCUCACCGUGACGGACCUACCCACGCCGACCCCCACGGCCGGCACCGUCCUCAUGCGCCCGCUCUUCUCCCCCAUCAUUGCCUACGCCGACGAGAUCUUCGCCAACGGCAACCCGCGCGGCUACCCCUACCCGUCGCCCAUGGUGCCUGGUACCAACGCCGUGGGCCGCAUCGCGGCGACCGCACCGGACACGCCGCGCCUGAAGCCCGGAACGCUCGUCUACACGAGCGGCGUGCUGCGCGGCCGGGACAGCACCAGCGCCAACUCGACGCCCGUGCUGCACGGCCUCUUCAUGGGCUUCGCGCCCGAGGGCCAGGCGCUCAUGCAGGGCGAGUGGCGCGACGGCACGUGGGCUGAGCUCGUCAAGCUGCCUGCCGAGAACGUGCACGUCCUGAACGAGGACAUUUUGAUCAAGAAGCUUGGAUACCGGGUUGAGGACCUUUCGUACUUGAGUACCCUGGCGGUGCCGCAUGGCGGUCUCAGCGACGCGGGGCUGCGGACGGGCGAGACUGUGCUGAUCGCGCCAGCGACGGGGAGCUUCGGCAGCGCAGCGGUGCAGGUCGCGCUGGCCAUGGGCGCGGGCAAGGUGAUUGUCAUGGGCCGGAGCCAGGAGAAGCUCGACAAGGUCGUGGAGGGAGCCGGCGCGCGGGCCGUCGGCGUCGUCAUCACGGGCGACGUCGACGCCGAUGCCGCGGCGCUGACUGCCCACGGGCCCAUCGACAUCUACUUUGACAUUUCUCCACAGGUGGCGUCCGCGGGGCCAGAUACCUUUUCGCACAUCAAGUCGGGCAUCGCGGCGCUGCGGCCCGGCGGCAGGAUGAGCAUGAUGGGCGGCAUUCUCGGCGACGUGCAGGUGCCGUACUCGCUCAUCAUGGGCAAGGGGCUGACGCUGAGGGGCACGUUUAUGUACACGCGGGAACAGAUGGACUCGUUGAUCCGCCUGGUCGAGACGGGCAUGUUGUCCCUGGGGGAGAAGGCCGGGGUGCAGUCGACGGGCAAGUAUACGCUGGGGGAGUGGGAGGCGGCCUUUAAAGCGGCAGCACGGGAGGCAGGGCCGGGCAAGUCGACGUCUUUUGUGCCCAACACGGAGUGA